AUGGACAAAGCAAUGUUCGAAGCCGCGAUGGCAGAAGCCGUCGAUGGAGGCGUGAUCUCAGGCGCUGCAUGUAUAGCAGGCCUCAGUGAUGGGUCAACCCUCUACGAAGGUGCUUUUGGCAAGAACGGGGCUGAAUUGGACGCCACGGCAAUGCGAAUGGACACAGUAAUGUGGAUUGCAAGCUGUACCAAGCUCCUCACCUCCAUCGCAGCACUACAAUGUGUUGAGAGAGGCCUACUUGCUCUCGAUGCCCCGGUAUCGGACAUUCUGCCCGAACUUGGCUCCCCUAGCAUCUUAACAGGUUUGGAUGCCGACAAUGGGAAACCCAACCUUUGCAAGGCCUCAAAGGCCAUCACCCUUCGACAGCUGCUGACGCAUACUUCGGGCUUUGCGUAUGUCGGUAUGAAUCAAGCACUUACGAUGUACUCGGCACAAGUAUAUGGCGAGCCGCCGAGCUUCAAACUCGAUUCUCCAAAGUAUGGCUUUGAACUACCUCUCGUGUUCGAGCCUGGCGAGAGCUGGGAGUAUGGGGUGUCGCUUGAAUGGGUAGGGCGAAUGGUGGAGCGUGUCAAUGGCGACAAGAAGCUGGGAGAGUUCAUGCAGGAUAACAUAUUCGACGUUCUAGGCAUGAAUCUCACCACUUUCCGGCCUUGGGCUCGACCAGAGGUUUUGGAACGCAUGGGAGGCCGCACCUGGAGGAAUCCGGAGACGGGCAAAAUCGCAAUUGACGAAAGUGGGUGGUUUCCCUUCAUCGAGCCCGAGGCGGACUAUGGUGGUGGCGGUGCCUACACCUGCGCUGUAGACUAUGUGAAGGUUUUGAUGUCGUUACUCCUCAAUGAUGGGAAAUUGCUGACAUCGGAGACGGUGGAGAUGUUCUUCACCCCACAACUGGAUGAUUCUACGGCGGUCGCUCUAUGCAGAGAACUAUCCACUGGACCUAUUGCGGUGGGUGCUACUAACGGCCUCCCUCGGGAUCGCCUGUUCAACCACGGACUUGGUGGUGCGAUGUGUAUGGAAAGCAUUCCGGAGCAUUGUGCUAGGGGCAUGAUGUUCUGGAGUGGGCUACCAAAUUCCUUCUGGUUUAUCGACAGAGAAGCGGGCGUUUGUGGCAUGUACCUUUCACACAUGUUCCCGCCUGGUGACCAGCCCACUCAGAAAUUGAAUGCCAAAUUCCAACAAUUUGCUUAUGUGGCAGGUUCACGACUUUGA
Exophiala bonariae is the source of this 1209-nucleotide messenger RNA. RefSeq lists its product as uncharacterized. The transcript is spliced from 4 exons. The record is from RefSeq and is a predicted model, not a curated record. Lineage: Eukaryota; Fungi; Ascomycota; Eurotiomycetes; Chaetothyriales; Herpotrichiellaceae. The coding region runs from base 1 to 1209 and encodes 402 amino acids.